AUGGAGAAAGACGAAGAUUUGGAAGCGAAUGCCACCGAAUCGCAGCAACUUUUGCAGCGAAAUGAAUCUUUUGAUGAGGUGAGAGAGAGAGAAAUAAAAUAAAUAUUCAUUUUAUAAUCAAAUCAACAAUUUUGAUGGGGAAAAAUUGAAAUUAUUGAUUUUUUGUCCUUUUUUCUAGACCGAUAUGGUAAUGGUUCUGGAAAACGAUCAACUAAUAAUGGAGAAUCGAAAUCAUACAAGUCUUCAAAGUCCACUUCGAAGUAUCACCGAUGUUUUGCGAGAAGCCGAAAAUAUCAUAACCGACGGACCAUUACAACAAGCAACAACUCUAGAACAUCAAAAUGUUCUCAUGGAUCAAGUUGACGUGGAAUUCCUUCCAAAAACAUCGGGGAAUUCUGAAGGACAACCUUUUGAGAUCAUUGUUCGACAUUCGAAAGUUGUCGAGCAACCGACGUCGAAUUUUAAUUUGGAAGAGCAUUCGAAACGGGUCCCGAUACGAUUGACUACGGUAGUUGAGGGAAUUGAAGCGGUUGGAAAUGAGCAACAAGAUGAUGUGCCUUCAACAUCGAAUACGGUUUCCACGUGGAAGAAGGGGCAUAGAAGAGCGUGGAGUAUGCCGAAUGCGAAGGGCGAGAAAAUGACAUUGGCUGUGAUUCAUGAUAAUCAUGAGGUGAGCGGAAAAAUUGUGGUUUUGUGAAUUCUGGGACGAAAAAUCAGGUGUUUUAUAUUGAAAGAGGGUUUUCUGGCUAAAAAUCCUGGUUUUCAAUAUGGAAAUUUGAAAUAAAUAAGAUUUUUAAGGUCCUGAUACGAAAAACCCGGCUUUUUCAACUUCUGAGACAAAAAACUAUGCAUUUUCUAUUGAAAAAUUGAGUUUUUAGGCCCCAGAGCAGGUUUUCUGAGUCUCAUGGCUAAAAACCCUGGUUUUCAAUAUGGAAAUUUGAAGUAAAUAAGAUUUUUAAGGUCCUGACACGAAAAAACUUGCUUUUUCAACUGUUGGGACAAAAAACUAUGAAUUUUCUAUUGAAAAAUUGAGUUUUAAAGUCCUGAAGCGAAAAUACCUUGAUUUUUGCCAAUUUUUUCGGUCCUGAAGCGAAAACCUUGAAUUUUAACCCGAAAAUGUGACGAAAACAUGAUUUUGAUGGUCCUGACACGAAAAAACUUGCUUUUUCGGGUCCUAGACCGAAACUUCUGAAUUUUACAUUGAAAAUCUCAAGAGUUUCUGGUCCUGAAGCGAAAAUACCUUGUUUUUUGCCAAUUUUUUCGGUCCUGAAGCGAAAACCUUGAAUUUUAACCCGAAAAUGUGACGAAAACAUGAUUUUGAUGGUCCUGACACGAAAAAACUUGCUUUUUCGGGUCCUAGACCGAAACUUCUGAAUUUUACAUUGAAAAUCUCAAGAGUUUCUGGUCCUGAAGCGAAAAUACCUUGUUUUUUGCCAAUUUUUUCGGUCCUGAAGCGAAAACCUUGAAUUUUAACCCGAAAAUGUGACGAAAACAUGAUUUUGAUGGUCCUGACACGAAAAAACUUGCUUUUUCGGGUCCUAGACCGAAACUUCUGAAUUUUACAUUGAAAAUCUCAAGAGUUUCUGGUCCUGAAGCGAAAAUACCUUGUUUUUUGCCAAUUUUUUCGGUCCUGAAGCGAAAACCUUGAAUUUUAACCCGAAAAUGUGACGAAAACAUGAUUUUGAUGGUCCUGACACGAAAAAACUUGCUUUUUCGGGUCCUAGACCGAAACUUCUGAAUUUUACAUUGAAAAUCUCAAGAGUUUCUGGUCCUGAAGCGAAAAUACCUUGAUUUUUGCCAAUUUUUUCGGUCCUGAAGCGAAAAUCUUGGGUUUUAACCCGAAAAUGUGACGAAAACAUGAUUUUGAUGAUCCUGGAGCGAAAAAUAGAACUUUUUAGAUCCCGCCGCAAAAAUCUCCCAAUUUCGUAGUUUUCAAAUUUUUCGAAAUGAAAAAAUCCUGGCACGUGAAAAAAAAAAUGAAUUUUCACGUCAAACAACGUGGUGACCCUCUAAUUUUUGAAUUUUUUUUCAUUUUCGGAAAAUUUUUCGAGCAAAUCAUGUUUAUGGAUGAGCCGGUGAGAAAUAUCAGGAUUUUUCGCUUCAGGACCCGAAUUUUUGGAAAAUUUAAACUUCUAAAGUUUAUUUUCUUAAAAUUUUGAUUAAAAAAUGAUGUAAAAUCAGAAAAAUUUCACUAAAAAUGGGAAAAUUCUAAUUUUUCUCUUUCAGGAAGGCGGAAAUCAACAUCGUCGUCGAAUUGUCAAAUAUCGUCUCCACCCAAAUCGUCAAGAAACCCACGCCGAAAACCAGCCAAGUUCCUCGAACUCCACCUCAAAUCCCCCCAUCAAAUUGCUCCGUUUCAAAGAUCAAAUCAAUUUAGCAUCGGAUGACGAGGAAAAUGAUGAAUUGGAAGUGGAGAUCAAUGAAGAAGAGGUGAUUAUUCCGAAUGAGAGUGGAGAUGGUGCACGCAGUGUUAUCAAGAGGUUUUGGGAGGCGAGAUGGAAGGCGACGAAUUUUGAGACGUUGCCUGAGUGGCUGCAGGAUAAUGAAUAUUUGAGGACUGGACACAGACCGCCGUUGCCAAGUUUUUCGAGGUGAGAGAGGUUUUUGAGCGGAAAGUAUGAAAAUUUUCUGGAAAAUGAGUGAAAAUUCGAUGAAAAACACAUAUUUUUAGGUCCAGAAAUGAAAUUUGAGCCUGUUCUCAUAAAAAUUGAAAGUUUUUUUUUUGAUUUUUUAAAAGUUUUCAAAUUUUCAACGGAAUUUUCAAGUUUUUGAGCAAAAAAUGUAGAAAAUGAUCCAAAAUUCAAUGAAAAACACAUAUUUUUAGGUCUAGAAAUGAAAUUUGAGCCUGUUCUCAUUAAAAUUUUCAAAAUUUCAGUGCCAAAUUUGAAUACUGUAGCUAAAGUUUGAUAUGAGCAAUGCUGAUUUUUCUGAUUUUCAAUUAAAAACUAACAAAAAUUUAAUUUUGGAUUAAUAUGAGUAUUAAAAAACUCUGGAUUUUGAAAAAUAUGACGAUUUAACAUGAGCAAUGUCUGGAAAAUGCCUUUAGUGUUAUUUUUUCCAGUGAAAAUUUGGAAUUUUAAAUUGUAAUCUGAGCAAUGCCUACUCUCUUUUUUCUAAAGAAAAAUAUUGAAAAUCUACAAAAUUGCUAGAAAUUUUUGAUUUUCAACCUAAAAAUAGUAAAAAAUUCAAUUUUGGAUUAAUAUGAGCAAUGUACAAAAAAUCAGGAUAUGUGAAUUUCUUGAAUUUUAAUCUGAGCAAUCCAAUUUUCCAGCUGCUUCAAAUCAAUAUUCGCUUUGCACACCGAAACCGGAAAUAUCUGGACCCAUAUGUAUGGUUGUGUUGCAUUCAUCGGCGUCGGUAUCUGGUUCCUAACUCGACCCGAAACCCAAAUGCAAUUCAUGGAAAAAUUCAUCUACUCAUUCUUCUUCAUCGGCGCCGUCGUCUGUCUGGGAAUGUCAUUUUUGUUUCACACAGUCGCGUGUCAUUCUGUCGAAAUGGCCAAAUUGUUCAGCAAAUUGGAUUAUACUGGAAUAACUCUGCUGAUUGUUGGCUCGUUUGUUCCGUGGAUCUACUUUGCUUUCUAUUGUCGACCGCAACCGAUGAUUAUUUACAAUGUCAUGAUUAUUACGUUGGGAAUGGCGGCGAUGGUUGUAUCGCUUUGGGAUAAAUUUGCUGAACCCAAGUUUAGGUGAGGUUUUGGAUCGAAAUUUGGAGCAUUUUGAACCUAAAUUUGGGUAUCCUAGCUGAAAAUUUGAUUUUUUUGGAAAUUUUAUGAAAAAUGAGGAUUUUACGCUUCUCACCACGAAAUUUAGAGCAUUUCAAAUGCAAAUUUGCCAUGUUCCUUUAAAUGUUGGUCUUCCCACAAAAUUCUCUUCAUUUUGAACCUAAAUUUGACUAGUUCACAUGAAAAUUGAAGAUUUUCCGCUCCCUAUGACAUUUUAAAUAAGAUUUUGGGUCUCACCACGAAAUUUAGAGCAUUUUGAGCCUAAAUUUGGGUAUCCUCGCUGAAAAUUAGAUUUUUUUCGAAAUUUUUUGAAAAAUGAGAUGAUUUUGGGUCUCACCACGAAAAUUAGAGCAUUUUGAGCCUAAAUUUGGGUAUCCUCGCUGAAAAUUAGAUUUUUUUCGAAAUUUUAUGAAAAAUGAGAUGAUUUUGGGUCCAACCACGAAAUUUAGAGCAUUUUGAGCCUAAAUUUGGGUAUCCUCGCUGAAAAUUAGAUUUUUUUUCGAAAUUUUUUGAAAAAUGAGAUGAUUUUGGGUCUCACCACGAAAUUUAGAGCAUUUUUGAGCCUAAAUUUGGGUAUCCUCGCUGAAAAUUAGAUUUUUUUCGAAAUUUUAUGAAAAAUGAGAUGAUUUUGGGUCCCACCACGAAAUUUAGAGCAUUUUGAGCCUAAAUUUGGGUAUCCUCGCUGAAAAUUAGAUUUUUUUCGAAAUUUUAUGAAAAAUGAGAUGAUUUUGGGUCCAACCACGAAAUUUAGAGCAUUUUGAGCCUAAAUUUGGGUAUCCUCGCUGAAAAUUAGAUUUUUUUCGAAAUUUUAUGAAAAAUGAGAUGAUUUUGGGUCCCACCACGAAAUUUAGAGCAUUUCAAAUGCAAAUUUGCCAUGGUCCUUUAAAUUUUGGCCUUGCCACGAAAUUAUCUUCUUUUUGAACCUAAAUUUGACUAUUUCACAUGAAAAUUGAAGAUUUUCUCGACAUUUUGUGAAAAGUAAAGAAUUUUUCUUAUUUUCCACUAGAUUUUUUAAUUCGCCACGAAAUUCUGGUCAUUUUUGCACGUGAAAAAUACGUUUCAUAAAAAUAUCAAAUUUCAAGAUGUUGUUUUCAAAUUUGAUUCGACUGUUCAAAACAUUUCUCCAGAUGUCUAGCCAAAAAUAAAUCAUUCCUAGACCUGAAUUUUCACCCAAACAUAUUUUAUUCCAGACCUGUCCGCGCCGCUGUUUUCAUCGCCAUGGGUUUGUCUGCAAUUGUUCCAGCCAUCCAUCUUUUCAUCUCCGAUGGAAUUCGAUUUAUGUUAGAUGAGGCACAAUUGGCAUGGUUAUUGUUGAUGGGAGGAUUGUAUAUUGGAGGAGCCGCGCUGUAUGCGACACGGGUUCCUGAACGAUGUUUCCCCGGAAAAUGUGAUAUUUGGGUAGGGGAUUUUGGGAGGAAGAUGUGGGGGAAAUGGGGAUUUUUCUUAUAAUCUUGUUCGAGAGAAGUACACAGAAUUUUCUUAAUUUUCAGUAGAAAUUUCAGGAAUUUUUAGAAAAUUCUAGAUUCUAGACCUUAAAAGAUCGUCAUUUCAAAUAAAAAUUUAUAAGAAAUAAGCCACGCCCAUUUUUGCAACCCCCGCGCACACUUUCAGUUUUUUUUCCAGUUCCAAUCUCAUCAACUAUUCCACACAUGUGUUGUCAUAGCCGCAUUUGUUCAUUAUCACGCAAUAACACAAGUUGGAAUGCACAAAAUGAUGAAUGGCUCAUGUUCGGAACAAUUACUAACAAGAUAUGGAAAAGAGACGAAUCCAUCGUGGUUGGGAACAUUGUUAGGAUUAGAUGAGGAUCCGAGUGUCAGAAGCUGGACACCGCAAUAAUUUGACUUUACUAAUUUUGAUUGAGCUACGGGUGAGUUUUUUGAGGGGGAUUUUGAUCUGAAAUUGGAUUUUGAAGCAUUUUGAGGCCGAAAACCGGAAAAUUGGGCGAAUUUGAAGCAUUUUGAGCUCAAAAAUGACAAUUUUCGGGAAAUUUGAACAUUUUUCAAUAUAAUUAUGAUGAAAGUCUGAACAUUUUGAAUUUGGGAGCAUUUUGAGCCGCAAAACUUGAAAUUUGAUGGAAUUUGAAUUUUUCGACCUGAAAUGAGGCAUUUUAAGCUCAAAAAUGACAUUUUUCACUAAAUUUGAAGCAUUUUGAGUGUAAUUUUGAUGCGGAUUUGAAAAUUUUAAAUUUUGACCUGAAUUUCAACCUAGAAUUAAUUUUUGAAAUUCUGAAAAUCCAUUUUUUUCAGAUUUAA
This is a messenger RNA of Caenorhabditis angaria, 5976 nucleotides long. NCBI's taxonomy places the organism in Eukaryota, Metazoa, Nematoda, Chromadorea, Rhabditida, Rhabditidae. The record is from the annotation of a GenBank genome assembly.